CAAGUCUCCAUCAUGGCUGCCGCUCGCACCGCGCGCCUCGCGUCCCAAUAACCGUGUUCAAAGUGUCCAAAAUAAUGUUAUAGUGCACAAAAGUGUCUGUUGUUUCGUGUUCAAGUGCCGUUUAGUUCUUUGCAUGAUUGACCGGCAUGGCGGGGACGGCCGGGACUCGCCGGCCAGCACCGAGCAGCUAACAAAAUGCGAAAAAGGCGCCGGCACGCCCGACUGCGUGGCGGCGGGCAGCCGGCUGCGCGGGAGCAUGGGCUCGCGGCCGCCUGCGCGCUUCUGGCCGCAGCUCUGGGCCACAACCGUGCGGAACCUGCUGCUCAAGAAGAGGGACACGAGGAAGACCUUGGCUGAGGUGCUAGUGCCGCUAUACUCACUGGGCGUUCUGAUAUUCCUGAAGAUGCUGGUACCGAACCCCAACUUUCCUGAAGUCACCAAGCCGGGUCGGACGGUCCGGGUGCACUAUGACGCUUUCCCGGCUAACCACUCCGUCGCUGUUGUUGCUGAUUGGCUGAAUGAUAAUGGGACUAUGGCUUUCCUCGAAGAACUGAACGAGAUGCUAUUGGAGUCCCAUCAGCAGCCAAUACGCUGGGUGCGCUACAACAACACCACCGAGCUGAACGACGCAUACCACAGCGACGCCAAGAACUUCCCCAUCGCAGUCAUAUUCCAUACGGAUCCGACUAGCUUCGGGGAACCACUUAGGUACACAAUCCGCACAAACCCCUCAAACUUCGGGACCCCCUCAACUCGAACCCUCUACACAUCCGACGCGUUCUGCCGCGAGGCUCCCCCGAAAGGCGACUGGUCGUCGGACUGGUCGCGCGGAGGACAGCUGAUACCACUGUCGGAGAUGCACAGCGAGGAUACGUGUCCUGUGCUGCAGUAUUACUAUUCUGGGUUCUUGGCGCUGCAGACUUUGAUCGAUUUCACGAAGAUUAAGUUGGACACCGGCACACCCUUCCCCCCACCCCGAGUAGACCUGACCCAGUUCCCCAAACGCCAGCACACCGGCGACUGGCUCGUCAUCUUCCGCGUCAUCAUGCCCAUGUACAUGGUGAUGACCCUGAGCCAGUUCAUCACGUAUCUCCUCAUGUUCGUGGUGGGCGAGAAGGAGAAGAAGAUCAGGGAGGGAAUGAGGAUUAUGGGGCUAAAGGAUUCUGUUUACUGGGCAUCAUGGUUCCUGAUCUACGCAGUCUUCGUAACCAUUCUAUCAGUUUUCAGCACCGUUCUGCUGUUUGCUCUAAAGGUGUUCCAGCAUUCCUCAUAUAUUCUGAUCUUCCUCUUGAUGCUGCUGUUCGGCUUCACGAUCAUCACUUUUGCAUUCAUGCUGACACCAUUCUUCGAUAAAGCAAGAACGGCCGGUAUCCUGGGCAGCUUCGCAGUGAACCUGAUGAGCGGCCUCUACUUCAUCCAAGUGUUCGUUCAGAACGCCGACUCCCUCGCCUUCUGGUUCGUCUCUCUCAUCAGCUCCAGUGCAUACGCGCUAGCCAUGGAUAAGGCGCUAGUACUAGAUAUGCAAGGACAGGGCGUGACGUGGGACAGCCUCUGGAGCGGGCCUGGUGUACCAUUCGGCGGAAGUCUCAUCAUGAUGGCCGUGGACACAGUGCUCUACGCCCUCAUCGCUUAUUGGCUUGAUGCUGUGAUGCCCAGUGAAUACGGUAUAAAGCAGAAACCUUGGUUUUGCCUGCUACCCUCCUACUGGGUCGGCAGUAGACGCGGCCGAGUGUCGGCCGUGCACUUCCACUCUAACGGCGAUACGCUACAUAAUAAGGAUAUUGAGCCUGUGCCUAGAGAACUCCAGGACAAGGAAGCCAUCCGCAUCGUCGGCCUCCAGAAGUCCUUCCGUCACUGCCGCAGACCAGAGAUCAAGGCCAUCGACAACAUAGAGCUGAGCAUCUACGAGGGGCAGAUCACGGCGGUGCUGGGGCAUAAUGGCGCGGGGAAAUCUACGCUGUUUAAUAUCUUGACCGGGUUGACUGCUCCCACGGCUGGGACGGCGUAUGUUUAUGGGUUGGAUGUUAGGGACCCCAACGACAUGCACGAGAUCCGGCAGAUGAUCGGCGUGUGUCCGCAGCAGGACGUCCUGUUUGAUCUGCUGACUGUACGGGAACAUCUUCAAUUCUUCGCUGCCGUUAAAGGGAUACCGAGCAAGCGUCAUAAAGAAGAGAUUAGUAAAGCGAUGAGUGACGUAGGUCUCUCAGACCAGGCCAGCGUGUUCUCCAAACAUCUCUCUGGGGGACAGAAGAGGAAACUCAGCAUUGCUAUAGCUUGCAUAGGGGAUCCGAAGAUAAUAAUCCUGGAUGAACCAACGGCAGGCGUGGACCCUGUGUCUCGCAGACAAACAUGGCGGAUACUGCAGCGGGCCAAAAAGGGGAAGGUUCUCCUCUUGACCACACACUUUAUGGACGAGGCGGACAUACUGGGGGAUCGGAAGGCGGUCAUUAGUAAAGGCAGGGUGAGAUGUGCUGGCACAUCAUUAUUCCUAAAGAAUAAAUUCGGUAUUGGAUACCACCUUACACUAGUAUUAGAUGGAGCGUGUCGUGAGCACCAAAUAACGCGGCUGGUCCGCGGACACGUGCCUCGAGCCGAAAAGGCACGAAGACACGGUCGAGAGCUGUCCUACAUCCUUCCCCAUUAUGCUGUUCAUCUGUUCCCACCUCUGUUCCUCGCUAUCGAGCAGGAGAUCCGGGAAAAGACAAAUAGAUUAGGCAUAACAAGUUACGGCGUCUCCAUGACAACUCUAGAAGAGGUGUUUCUAAGCUUGGAAGGAGAGAACGCCGAAGAGAUUGAGGCGGUGGAAGGAGUGUCGUCAGUGAAGCUGGUCAGAGCUCGCGCGCUGUCCAGGAGUUUGUCUUUGCAGAGCAAGACUUUGAGCUAUCAGGAGCUGAACGACAAGGACAACCAGAAGGCGACGUCACUACCAGCACCUGCGUCGCAUGCGUUGCACUCAACCACACAUGGCGUGGAACAUGUCAAGGUGAUUCCUGAAGCCCCGAUCUCAGUGGACACCCUCGGCGACGUGGUGAAGACCAACCCCUCUUGCUGGCGGACUUUCUGCGCAUUAGUGUACAUCCGAACAGUACGGAUGAUACGUGAUCCGUACAAGCUUUACGUCAUGAUCUUCAUGCCUAUUAUAUCGUGCGCUCUCGGUCUCUACAUUAAAUCGAAACAGAUAGUAUUCUUCAGGAUGCAGCCGCUAAAAUUGGAUCCUUAUGCGUACCAAAAUAAGACUCCAAUUGCGUUGUUCAGCGAGCAGAACAACACCAGAGACCUCCUUGAUUUGAGGAGUUCGCUAGAAGUUUUAGGAGUUUCGCCGAUUGGAGGCUACGAUGGUAACUUCUCUAGCCUGCUUAAAAUGGAGAACAUCGGAGCCUUCAGCGUGCGGGACAGCGUGAUUCCGUACGGGAAAAUAAUGGCCUACUACAACACCACCCUGACACACGGCCUGCCAAUCAUUAUUAAUCUGCUCGACAAUAGUAUAUUUAGAAUCCUAAUGCACACAUCGGGACAGCCAGAAAACUUCAGGCCAAUCGAAGUGUUCGCUCACCCGUUCCAACAGACAGAACAACCGGAGGAAUUCAACCUGGGCAAUUUGGUCUGCGCCAUCUUUAUGGGCAUGAUAUUCGCGUUGGUUCCUGUGACGCUGGCGGUGGACAUCGUGUAUGACAGAGAGAUAAAAGCAAAAAAUCAACUACGCGUGAACGGGCUGUCGAUGAGCAUGUACUUCCUAACAUAUUUUACCAUCCUGAUCUUCAUUAUGAUUGUUACGAGCAUUGGCGUCCUGCUCUUGGUGAUCCUCAACGACAUCCCAAGCUUAACCAACGGCUCGGCCAUCACGAUGCUGUCCUUCCUGCUCGCUCUGUACGCGCCGUCGGCCAUCUUGUUCAACACGUGUCUCUCGUACGUGUUCGACAAGAUGGACUCCGCGCAGAGCAUCAUGCCGAACAUCACUACAUGGGUCGGCGUCGUGCCUUUCGUGCUAGUUGCUGUUGUUGAAAAGUUCACUAGAGGCAACGACGUGGCGUUCUGGCUGCACUUAAUAUUCAGCUUCCUGAACGUCUUGUACAUACCAUACGCCAUCAUCUACUACGUUGAUAGGGUGUACGUGACAUGCAACUUACGCGGCCUCUGCACGACGCCAGCACUAUGGAGCUACUUCACAGCGGAGAUAUGGGUGCUGAUCGUGGCCAUGGUGUUCCACGUGCCCGUCUGCGGGGCUGCACUCUUGGCAGCUGACCGACUUAAAUCUGGCGGACGGCUCUGCAAAAAACGAGCCAGUGAGCCCCAAGAGCCCCCCGACCCUGAAAUAGAAGCGGGGGGCGAAGCGGGGGAAGAUGAAGACGUGAGGCGGGAGCGGCGUCGGGUCGCCGCCAUCUUGCAAAACAAGGGCAAGGCGGCGCCUGCUCUAGUAGUGCAUAAUCUCCGUAAGGAGUUCAAAGUCCGCGGCACGGGCGAGGCGGCGUGCUGCGGCGCGAGCUCGGGGCCGGCGCGCAAGGCCGGCGUGGCGCGCCUCAGCCUCGCCGUGGAGGGCGGGGAGGUGUUCGGGCUGCUGGGGCACAACGGCGCCGGGAAGACCACCACCAUGAAGAUCAUCACCGCCGAGACGAGACCGACCUGCGGCUCCGUCAUGCUGGGCGGCCAGAGCGUCUGCGACAACGCAGCGUCCGCCUUCCAGGUGCUCGGCUACUGUCCGCAGCACGACGCUCUGUGGAAAAACGUCACCAUACGCGAGCAUAUCGAGUGCUACGCGGCCAUUAGAGGCGUCAGCAAGUCUGACAUACCCAAGAUAGUAGACGCAUACCUAAACGGUCUGCAAAUAAUGGAGCACGCAAACAAAAAUGCCGAAGAAUGCUCGGGCGGCACGCGGCGGAAGCUCUCGUUCGCGUUGGCUAUGGUUGGGGGGCCGAGAGUGGUCCUGCUGGACGAACCUAGCACGGGCAUGGACCCUAGGUCCAAGCGGUUCCUCUGGAACACCAUCCUGGCCAGCUUCCAGGGUAAAAAGGGUGCUAUUCUCACAACACAUUCCAUGGAAGAGGCUGAUGCUUUAUGUUCUAGAGUUGGGAUUAUGGUUAAAGGUGGCCUUAGGUGUAUCGGUUCAACGCAACAUCUGAAGAAUUUGUAUGGGGCUGGUUACACGUUAGAAAUGAAGAUUGGACAGCCGUAUCAGAAACCGGUGCUAGAGUCAGAGUCGUUGUCGCCUUCACCGCUGAGGUCGACAGAGAAUUCUCCGUCAUUAGGAGAAGCCGAUGAAGGUAACUCGCGCACGGGGUCGAUGUGCCCGGAGGGAGGGGAAGCGGAGGCGGAAGCGGAAACCGUGGACGUCAGCAUACACACGCCAUUGGUGGCUGGCACGCCAAUGCGACACCAGACACACCAAAGGAUGGAAUCCUCAGGCGGUGUGAGCGCAGAAGCCUGCGUGUCUCUCGUCAACCAGCUGUUUCCCGCAGCAGUUCUGGAGGAAAACUUCGCGGACCGUCUCGUGUUCUCCGUACCGCAAUCUUCGGUCUCUAGUUUAGCUCGCUGCUUCCAACAAAUUGAAGAAGCGAAAGAAAAACUGAACAUCGUAGAGUACAGCUUCAGUCAAACGACGCUCGAGCAGGUAUUCCUCAAGUUCGCGCAGUCGGAGAGCCACGACAGAGACUCAGAGCAAAAGGCGGAUUAGGGCUAGUUAUUCCAAAACGCAGCUGGCAACACUGACUUAAAGUCU
Cydia amplana is the source of this 5713-nucleotide messenger RNA. RefSeq names its product cholesterol transporter ABCA5-like. The transcript is spliced from 37 exons. The record is from RefSeq and is a predicted model, not a curated record. Gene Ontology annotation, biological process: lipid transport; transmembrane transport. Lineage: Eukaryota; Metazoa; Arthropoda; Insecta; Lepidoptera; Tortricidae. Gene Ontology annotation, cellular component: membrane; intracellular membrane-bounded organelle. The coding region runs from base 134 to 5668 and encodes 1844 amino acids. Gene Ontology annotation, molecular function: lipid carrier activity; ATP hydrolysis activity; ABC-type transporter activity.